Ilex paraguariensis (yerba mate) is the source of this 1374-nucleotide messenger RNA. The record is from the annotation of a GenBank genome assembly. Lineage: Eukaryota; Viridiplantae; Streptophyta; Magnoliopsida; Aquifoliales; Aquifoliaceae.
CACAAAUAUCAUCCACCAUUACACGUCCCCAACAUAAAUUACACUAUCCCACCUCUCUCUCUCCUCCCAACUUUCCUCAAAAGCUUUUCAACAUCACAUAGAAAACUGUUUUAGAAAUGGCCCAUGCUAUGGCUUCAAUGGCAGGCUUACUUGGCUCCUCUCAGGCUGUCUUGGAAGGCAGCCUCCAACUCAGUGGCUCGACAACCCGCCUGACCACCGCCAGCAGCGGCAGAAUUGCCACCUCCCGACCGGGGUUCACUGUUAGAGCCCAGCAAGGUUCAUCUGAGAUUGAAACCAGCCGCCGAGCUGUAUUGGGCCUUGUUGCUGCUGGCCUGGCCUCCGGGUCUUUUGUCCAGGCCGUACUGGCUGCUGAAGCCAAGCCCAUCAAGAUUGGACCGCCCCCUCCACCCUCUGGUGGACUGCGUAAGUGUCCUCUUUCUUUUUUCAAUCAAGUUUCUAGUACGGAGGAGCGAGCUGGAACUUUAAACUCAGAUGAGCCAAGAGACCUUGAUCUAGCACUGAAAAAUCGUUUCUUCAUUCAACCACUGUCACCGGCCGAGGCAGCAGCGAGGGCAAAGGAGUCUGCCAAGGAAAUUUUUGGUGUGAAGACGUUCAUAGACAAGAAAGCUUGGCCAUACGUCCAGAAUGACCUCAGGCUGAGGGCAGAGUACCUCCGGUAUGACCUCAACACCGUCAUCGCCGCCAAGCCGAAAGAGCAAAAGCAACCUCUGAAAGAACUCACCGGAAAGCUCUUCCAGGACAUCAGCAAUCUGGACCAUGCUGCAAAGAUUAAGAGCACCCCUGAAGCAGAGAAGUACUAUGCAGCAACUGUAUCAUCACUGAAGGACGUUCUAGCCCAGCUCGGUUAGAACGAAUCAUGUAUCUUGGUGUAUGCUUUGCCCUUCUUAUAACAAGACACUUCAAUUUGUCCCAUGAAAUUUUGAAGUUACAAUGAAGUUUCUUUUAGGCCCAAGUGCAUAUAUGAUGAGGGGUCUCGUGUACUGGAUAUUAAGAAUAGCGUAUUGCGUUCGACCAUUUAAGUACUAGACAUUAAAAAAUAGUGGUAGUGGAGACUCAUGCACUAAGCUGCCUUUUUACGCUACAAAUUAGACAGUUUACACAAAAGCUAUGGUGUUUCACAUAAAAACUGAGAAACAGUUUGAUUGUUACUGUCAAUGACUCACCAACGGUUUCCAGAUGCAAUUACAAGGAUUGUUGUUUAGCUCAAAGGGGCCAGAAAAUCUUGUUUAAGGGAAGCCUCUUUAACCUCCAUCUGGAAUUUGAUAGAAGAAGACCCCUCAAAAACUCACCUCAUCUAGCAGCGCUACAGCUCAAUGCUUUCAGUUUCAAACGUUUUCAAAUGAAAUCAAUGGA